ACAAACCAUGCUCUAACCAUGGUCUUCUAAGAAAAAAGUUCCCAUUCUGCCUUUUGUUUUAUAUUCCAUUUGGCUGUGUGCAACCAAAGUGGCUAAGUGCCAGGACAGCGGCUGGAACAACAGCUGAGGAUAUUUAAUGCCCAAAGAGGGAGCGUACCGAUCCUUCAUCUUGCAACCAGGAAGCUGAGGUAUCAUGAUGAGUCAAAUCGCUCAAAAAAAAACCAACUGCAAAACCAAGCUGCUUCUCUGUGUGGCAAGCGACGCUAAUAAAGCCUGCUUACCUUCAGGCCUGUGCUUUUUAUUGACUGAACGGCGAGGUUUUUUUGGUUGUUUUCUGUGGGUGUGUGCAAAGGAUUUGAUGAUACACGUGGAUGCCGAACGAGGGGAUCACCAAGGGGAAAACUGGUGAAUACCAAACAGUUUCGAAGUGAAACUGGAGGGAUGGGAGGUCUCUCUGAAGUACCCACCCGCGACAGGGGCGGCGCGACAACCCGCGGCGCGUCCCCGGUGAGAGGCGGGAACCGGGCCGGGCCGCCCCGGCCGCUUCCUGCGGGAGGAGGAAGCGGGUCCCGCCGCCAUGGAGCUGCGGGCCAGCCACCCCCCGGCCAGCCGGGCAGCAGCGCUGGCCGCCGGCUACACCCGCUACCGCCGGGGCGGCCCCGGGCGCGGGCUGGCGCUGCGGGCCCUGCGGCGGGCCGGCAGGCAGGACAUCGAAGAUGUUGGGCAUAAGUACCAUCUGGAAUUGGUGUUAGAAGAUGUCCUUGACAAAGACAGUACUGUUAACUGCACUGCUGAGGUUCUUUAUCAUCUGGGCAACAAAAACAUUGCUCCAGAUGUGCAAUUCACACUUGAAGGAGAACUUAAGAACACAGAUGAAGCAGAUAACAUAUUCUACAAUCGAAUCAAGAGCCUGGAAAAAGAGCUUGUGGCAGAAAACAUACCAGACAGCCACGGCAACGUGUCCCCAGAAAUGGAGCCCAUCCACCUGCUAGCGUGGGCCGCCUCCGGCUACGUGAUAUGGCAGAACUCAACUGAAAACACUGCGUUCCAACUUGCCCAAAUUAAACAUGUGAAGCAAGUGAAAAGGAGUGAUGAAUACCUUGAAUUUGACUACAUGAUUCUACUUCACGAAAUGCUGACGCAGGAGAUCAUUCCCUGGCAAAUGACAGUCCUCUGGCACCCACAGCAUGGUGUUCAGGUGACGCAGGACAGCCGUCAGCCAAAACAUGCAUCGGAGUAACAGACCACCUGAUACCGCCAUGGGAGAAGCUCAAAUGCUACAAGAAGCAUUUGAAGGGAGGGCAGAUAAGUUGAUGAGGGUGGAUACGCAAUCGAGACACGAGAAAAAAGCCCUUCCUCAAUUAAACAUUGUGCUAUCACCUGACAAUCCAAAAGGCACUUUCUCCGCUACAUAAUCAAAUUCUGCAUCAAAAUAGAUUUUAAAAACUUCUGGUACCAGAAAGAAUACUUACGGCACAGGUGCAGAGAUGUUCUCCCUAAAGGCAACUUUGGGCUUUCCCAUGGUGCAAGGGCAACCAUAUUCUCUUUCCAUUCGCUGCAGAAAAAAAAGCAGAAUGAAAUACAGGGUUGCUCCAUUGGAACAAUACUUUGGAAAUUACUUUAUUUACAGAUCUUUCUGUAAUGAGAAACUUAAUCAGGGUUAACCAAUUUUUUUGGUUUGAGGUUGGAUUGAUUUUCAGGGUCUUGGUGGGGCUUUUUUUGUGGAUUUUUUGUUUGAUUGUUUUUUUGUUUUAGUUUUUAAAUGUUAUGAAUUAUUCACUGUCAUUCUGCAGUCAUCCUUGUUUAGGGGCUACAGCAAGGAAAGGGAACAGCAUUAAUUAUUUUAUUCAAGUUUAAGUUUUUCAAGACAAAAAACAUCUUUUCUUCAUUCUGUUAACAUUCCAGAUAGAUCUAUUGUGUUAGACUAAAAUAUAGACUUGAAAGACACAAAUAAAUCACUGUAAGUAACUAUUUCCUCCA
Tyto alba (common barn owl) is the source of this 1980-nucleotide messenger RNA. It is a transcript of the gene LXN, whose product is annotated as latexin. Gene Ontology annotation, molecular function: metalloendopeptidase inhibitor activity. The record is from RefSeq and is a predicted model, not a curated record. The transcript is spliced from 6 exons. The coding region runs from base 578 to 1240 and encodes 220 amino acids. NCBI's taxonomy places the organism in Eukaryota, Metazoa, Chordata, Aves, Strigiformes, Tytonidae.